AAAGUGUAUCAAAUAUACUUUAGUGAAAGAUUACUCAACUCAGGAGCUAACUUGUAUUCAGUAAUGCUGCGAUUACACUGGACUACCCGAACGGUAGGUAAGUACAAGAAUACAAGAAUAAGAGAGGUAAUUCUAUUUUCUAAGCUCUGAGUCUUAAAAUGCUAACCCCUUACAAUGUUCUUAAUGCAAGUAUUUAUACUAAAAUGAGGAUGGAUAAGCUGGACACGUGGCUGAAUCCUGUAGGCUGUGACCCCUGCCUCCACAUAUGCACCCAUGCCUCCACUUGCUGCUACCAUGCUUUAGCAUUAAAAGCGGCCUCCACUUGCUGACUACCCGGUCGGGUAGGGCGUUCGGUGUGCGGGACCCCACCAUGGGUGUUUGGGUGUAAUUGUUUCCUGAAAUACUCCAAGUAGAAGAAUGGUGUCGAACGCCGAUCGGGUCUGGACUGCUUUGAGCCUUAUGUUUCCUCCUGGCUUCUUCAUACUUUGGGCCGGGGGUAUUGGGCCUGGACCCAAUAUCCCAACAAUCUCUAAGAGCAAAUAAGAUACUAAGCUAAUUUUAGGAGCAACUAGACCACUAAGUUAAACCUCUAAGAGCAAAUAAGACACUAAGCUAAUUUUAGGAGCAAAGAACACCUUUUUGAUGAAUUCAUUACUCCGUAUCAUUUAGGCCACUCCCUAAAACUCCUUAACAGAAGCCAACUGUGAGUUCAUCUUCCCAUUAAUUUUUUAUUUUAUUAUCACAAUUGCGGUCUUAAAUAAAAUUUUAAGACUAAACAAAUCAAAACUUUAAGCAUGUCAAUGAAUUACAUUAUGAUGUAUAAUGUAAACACCGAACAAUGUAAAGUCAUAUAUCUAAAAAUAUUGAAAAAAUCAAUGCAACUAAGAUAAAUAUCAAAUGGAAAAUAAAACAGUAAAUUUAGAUAUAACAAGCGAUCCUAAAGAAUAAAAUAAAGUAAGUUUUUAAAAUAUGUUAGCAUGAAGCAGAAUGUUUUCUUGUUGGCCCUUGUAUCACAUUUCUACAUUGAGGGAUAGCGCAGAUUAUUAUAAUGAUUUAUUACGGAGUCAUUUUCUAAUUAAUUAAUUUAAAAUUUUGAAAUUAUAAGCUGUUAAAAAAAUAUGUCUUAGGUGUCACAACUAAUGUGACAAGGGCAAUGAAAUCUUCCCAGCUAAGUCAAUUAAACUUCAUGUGAGAUUGAAUUGAACCUAGAUACACUUACGUAGUAUAAUACUAUAAUGGUCAUUAGAAUGAUUUUACUUCCAAUUUGGUGUGGAUAAAACUGAGAACAUGAGGAAGAGGUGGUUUUCUUUUUUUUAACAUUGGUCCCAUAUUGUUUUAAAUUUCCGUGUCAAAGUGGAGAAAAUUAAUAGAGUAAGGAGUGAGGAGAUAUGUCUUCCAUUAGAAAUUGUUAAUGAUUGGCGUAAACGAUAAUAAAAUCAUGCCAAAAUGUGUUUUUUGUCCCAAAAUUAGCUUAAUGUCAUAUUUGCUUUUAUAGAUUUAGCUUAGUGUUUUAUUUGCUUUUAGAAGUUUACCUGGUCUAAUUGCUCCUUCUCCCAUUCCCGAAUUCGAAAUUUCAAAGCAUCCCGCCAGAAAACGCACUGAGAGCUGGAGAAAAUGGACGCUCAAGGGCCGACGCUGAAGCUAACUGUGGAGAAAGGUCCACUCGCUGGCCAAUGCCUGGAAUUCAAACCUGGUUUUACCGUCCGACUUGGCCGAGUUCGCCGCCCUGGCCGUGGGCCGUUCAACAAUCUCGUCAUCAAAGAUGCAGAUUCCGGCAUCGAAGAUCCCGGCAUCUCCUCCAGACACCUCACCGUCGAGUUCAACUCCUCCGACGGGAAAUGGGUCAUCUGCGACCUCGGAUCCCUUAACGGGACCUUUCUCAAUGGCGACAAACUUGACCCGUCCUGUCCUGCAGCGCUUUCUGACAGCGACGUCAUUAAGAUCGGGGAUCUCACUACAAUUAAGGUCCAAAUCCAUGGUCUCCACCGCGCUUCUACCGAGGAAAAGGUAAACCCUAGGGCGAAAGCCGCCACCGACACCGCACAGAAAGAUAACCGCAUUGUGUCUGAGAAUCCCGUGUUAGGGUUAGCGGAUGCAGAGUUGGGGAAGACGAAGAGGCGCCCCCCUCCCCGUCCCAGGGGCAGGCCUCAGAAGGGAAGUAAUGUGAUCAGUGACAAGGUCGAACCUCAAGCUGAGGGCACUGGUUUUGAUAAAGGCAGGACUUCUCAUGUUGAAAUUGCUAUUGUUGAGAACACAGAGAGCUUCAGCGUGAUAGAGACUGAUGAAGAUGGUGGUCAGCCUAGGACCAGGAAUGGCCGGGGAAGAGGAGGACGAGCAAAGGCGGGAAGGGCCACCACCAGAAGUACAAAGCAGAGCAUUCUACAGGCAGAGAGUGUCACACCAGUUCAUUUGGAUGAUGGUAAUGCAGCAAAUUCCUCUAGCUUAAAGAAGGACGGAGAUGAACUUCAAGCUGAAGGCACUGGACUUGAAAAUGCAAGUCCAAUAAGAAAAAGGAAUUCAGUCAAGGUAGAGAAUUUCAGUGAUGGGGCUUCUCAAGUUGAAAUGAAUGUUGUUGAGAAAACAGAUAGCUUCAGCACGAUAGAAACAUUGGAUUUGGAAACUAUGACCAUGGGUGAGUGGCUUGCGUAUUUGGAGGUUGAGCUCCCAAAACAAAUAAUUGAAGCCUCAGAGGAGAUGAUAUCAGAAAUGAGAAAGAAGGCAGAGAUGUUUCAAGAAUUUAUGAAGAACCAAAAGAAUGCAAAGGAUCGGAGGACCUGAUGUGAGGUAUAUAUUAGACUGCCUUGGGGAGAUCAGAAGAAUCACUGGUUCUCUGGAAAUCUCAUAGGAGAAUAUCCUCUUGCUGUAAUACUUUUGUUUCAUUUGAAGGCCAGUGGUGGUUUUAAAUUCGUACAUGGAAGAACAAACUUGUGAGAAUCUUGAGAUCUUGCUUUAAGCUGACUUAAUGCUCCCACAUUCCCUUUUAUGCAUAACCAUGAUGCUCUAAGUUCUGCAUGAGGCACCACUCUUAUGGUACUAAGAUCUCUGAGUCCUAGAUUUAGUUCUUACAUGAACUUUACUCCUAUGAAUGGGGGAGUUUCACUGUUAAAAUUUUAUUAGCUGUUGUGCUUGAGAAAAGAUGUGAUCGAUAUUGAUGAUUGGUUUUGUUUUUUAUUCUUAAAA
Molecule: messenger RNA, 3180 nt
Organism: Cuscuta epithymum
Lineage: Eukaryota; Viridiplantae; Streptophyta; Magnoliopsida; Solanales; Convolvulaceae
Source: the annotation of a GenBank genome assembly